Molecule: messenger RNA, 4380 nt
Organism: Octopus sinensis (East Asian common octopus)
Lineage: Eukaryota; Metazoa; Mollusca; Cephalopoda; Octopoda; Octopodidae
Product: E3 ubiquitin-protein ligase MARCHF8
Exons: 3
Coding region: 319-1086 (255 amino acids)
Biological process (GO): antigen processing and presentation of peptide antigen via MHC class II; protein polyubiquitination; immune response
Cellular component (GO): lysosome; late endosome membrane; early endosome membrane
Molecular function (GO): MHC protein binding; ubiquitin protein ligase activity; zinc ion binding
Source: RefSeq, a predicted model, not a curated record
CUCUCCUUUCCCUACCUUUCGCUCUCACUGACUCACUCAGUCUCUAUCUACACAUCUCCCUCUCUCACCCUUCCCUACCUUUCGCUCUCACUGACUCACUCUGUCUCUAUCUACACAUCUCCCUCUCUCUCUUUCUCUUUCUUUCUCCCUUCCCUACCUUUCGUUCUCACUGACUCACUCUGUCUCUAUCUACACAUCUUUCUCUUUCUCGCUCUCUCCCUUCCCUACCUUUCGCUCUCACUCUGACUCACUCUGUCUCUAUCUACACACCUCUCUGCUUCUCUCUCUUGUCUGGCUAACAACGUUCAUGUCUGUCAAAUGCCAGACCAGCAAACCUCAGUAGCACCACACAAUAACAAAGGGGGAAAUGAUUCAAGCAUGAAGAAAGACCCGAAAGAGAAGCCCGUGGCUAACAAAAGGAAGGAAAGCAACAAGGAAUCAGUACAACAUGUCAGUUCAACACCUAUCAUCCCUCCAGAACAUUGUGAUUCCCAUGUUUCAAAAUACUCAAGUAAUAUGGAUAUAUGUCGCAUUUGUCACUGCGAAGGAGAAACAGAAGCUCCACUUGUAGCGCCAUGCAUAUGUUCUGGCAGUUUGCGAUGGGUGCACCAAGCUUGUCUACAAAAAUGGAUUAAAAGUGCAGAUACUAAAUCAUGUGAACUAUGUAAAUUUGAAUUCAUCAUGACAACGAAAGUAAAGCCAUUCCAAGAGUGGGAGAGACUACAGAUGACUUCAGUUGAGAAAAGAAAGAUAAUCUGUUCAGUGACAUUCCAUAUUGUUGCAAUAACAUGUGUAGUAUGGUCUCUCUAUGUGCUGAUUGAUCGGACCACUGAAGAAAUGAGACGGGGAGUACUCGAGUGGCCAUUUUGGACAAAAAUCAUUGUUGUAGCUAUUGGUUUCACUGGAGGUCUUGUUUUUAUGUAUGUUCAAUGCAAAAUGUAUGUAAAUUUAUGUCAUAGAUGGAGAGCAUACAACAGAGUAAUCUACAUUGAAAAUAUUUAUGAACAUCCAUCAGAGAGCAAAUUGUGUGAAAGUUGUAAGAAAGACUCAUCUUCCAGUCUAUGUGGAGAUGUACAGCUAGCCUGAGACUUUCUUUUCAUUGUACAGAUUUUUUUAUAGGUUUGUGAAAUUGUAUAUCUUUGAAAUUUUCUUUUCUUACAGUUCUCAAAAAUUGGUCCCAACAAGGUUUUUAACGUGAUCACUCAAAACAAUGUACAUUCCAAAUAUAGUGCUGCAGUAACAUGCAAUUUUUUUUAUUGUGUAUGCAUGUAUGUAUGUGUGUGUGCACGUGUGCCUGCACCUGUGAAUAUGUGUGUGUCUGUAUGUAUGUACGGGCCUUUACUUUUCAAACCUAUGAGUAUUUCUGUAUAUUGACAAAGAAUGAAUUGUUUAUUUUCAAUGUUCUUAUGUAUCUGUGAUGUUUUGAUGAUAGUUAUGUCUAUUUGCUUGUACAUAUGAAAUAUUGUUGACUAUGGAUGAUUUGAUGUCUGUUGGGUUUUUUUUCCAUAGUUUAUAUAAUUUGGUGUAUUCAGGUAAAAUUUUGAAAAUAACAUUGCCUUUUACUGACUGUUUUGGAUUUAGUUUUUGUUAACAAUUAAUUUAAUAUUUUAAGUUGUUUCUUAUCUUGAAGAUCUUGUGUAUUUUCAUACUAUUAGGAUUUAUUUUACUUGAUCUCUGUAAAAAUGUUUUUUUUGUUUUGAUAAUAAUGUCCAAAUGAUAGCACAAAUGCUUGGAGAUUUUUAAAUGAUACUCAUUAAAAUUAAUCUUUCUCUUAGUUGACUGAAAUUAGUGCCAGUCUUUUAAAAUAUUGGAAUUUAUGUCUUAAACAUAUCUUAAACAUAAGACCCUACUAAUUCCAAUAAUUAGUUUAAUCUCUUAAUAAUGAAUAAUAAAGUACAAAUAGUAAUAAGUUAUUAUAAAACUCUUUGUAUAAUUCACUUUACCUCUACUGGUAAAGUUUGUCUAAAUGAUUUUCUUUCCAACUUUUAAUCUUAAGAUACCAUAGAAAUGCCAUUUACUAUCCAUAGUUGUUUUAUAUUUAUGUCAGAAGACAAGAAGAUAAAAUUAGAAUAACAUCAAUAUUGGAAAAAGAUGUUACAAAAACAGAUGUAGCAUUAUGACCGUGUUCGGUCAUUCAAAUUGUAACAUUUUUAUGAAAGUAUAACAUUGAAAAUUUGCAAAUGAACCAUAUACUGUAUUUGCUGGUGUAGAUGAUGCACCCUUUUUUUUGUUGUUGUUAAAUGUAUCAAAAAAUGUGAUCACAUUACAGAUGGGAGUCCAAGUGCCGUAAGCUAGGGAUCCAGAUGAGCAUAAGGCCACAAGUCACAACCACAACAAUUGUUACUAGUAAUAAAACAUUAAAAACAAGCCAAAUGAUCAUGAUUUGUUGGCAGUUGCAUGGAUGGGUGACAUGAUCUCUCUGUACCUCCUUCCUCAGCAUCUGUAACUCAUACCUAAUCUAUGUCUUUUUUAAUAUCUGUGCUAUCUUUAAGUAUAAUUUAUUAUCUAAAUGAAAAAAAUUCUAGAAAGAUGAAAGGUAUACCAAAGCUUCAUAUCUGCCUGUCAGCUAUUUGCAAUGAGUGAAUGGCAAUUAAGCUACAGUGGGGCUGUGCACCACCCCGGUGGAUGACAGUGGUAACACAAAACAUUAAGCCAGAAAUAUGAGUUUUACGUUCUGUAUGGCAAUAUCCUCUUGAUCAAAGGAAGAUCUGAAGUUUCAAUACGGUACUUGUAUAACGUAGUUUAUUUAUGUUUAUUUAUGAUAAAUUUAUAGUUUAUAUACUUUAUUCCAGUAUACUGUCACUACAUUGUAUGUACAAGCACAGAAUCAUACAUUUUCUUCUACAAAACCACUUUAACCCUUUAGUGUUCUGAUUAUUCUAUCAAACAUAAUGCUUAUUGAUUCACAUUGAUUUGAAUUAAUCAUGCAUUAUCUCAUAUCUUCAAGAUCUUGAUGGUGUAAUUACCUAAUGUAGAAUAGCAUUGUAGGGUAGGUGUGAGAGCCUGGAUCUGGUCAGUUUGAACAUAAAACAGAUUAAAUAUUUUGGCUGGAUAUGGCCGGUUUAAAUACUAAAGGGUUAAAAUAUCUUUCAAUGAGUGUAUGCUGAAACAUACUAAAUUUGGUUUUUUUUUCUUUCCAUAAAAUAUACUUGUAAAAUAGGGGUGCAUCUUAUACACUGGUAAAUAUGGUAUAUAUAUAUAUAUAUAUAUAGAUAGAUAGAAAUAGAUAGAUAGGAAACUGGUUGAGGGCAAUUUACAACAGUCCAGUUGUUGCUGUAUACUAUAACUCAAAAUAACUUUCACAACAUUUCUGAUGUUUACUUAUACAAAAUGGAUUAUGAACACAAUUUAAGGCAUACUUUAUAUUUAAACUAGGUACAUUAACAUAAUUAAGAAUGGCUAUUUUUUUUUGUGGUGGUGGUGGUAGUGAUUGUGAUGAUGGUGGUGGUGGUGGUGGUGGUGGUGAUAGUGAUGGUGUGUUUAUGUAAUGUAAAAAGUUUUUAUUAAAAGAAAAAUCUUCCAUACGAACUUUGGAAACAGUGUUAUGUUUUUUUACUUUUAACUUGUUUCUUAAAAAGUAAUUAAUAUUUUUUUUUCCUAAACAAUACUAUUUUUGACAUUAUGAGAACGAAUAUUUGAAACAAGCAAGAAAAGUUUUUCCCCCCACCUUUUUCUAAAUCCAGUUUUAAAGAGAACAUCUCAAAAUGAGACAUCAUAAGCCAAAAUUUUAAAUGAUUAGCAGAAAUAUAACAUUAAAACUAUUUACAGCAUACAUGCGCAUGCACACACACACACAAACAUCUAAUGUAAUUUGUAUUCAACAUAUUCAAAUUUACCUGCAAUAAAAGAGAAUUAGUUGAGUUACAAAAAUAUUGCUAAUUUCUUUCUACUCAUUAAAUGAACAAUGAUUUCAAAUAGUAAAGAUAUUUCCAUUGUAUAAAAUCAUAUAUUGAUGGUGUAUGUGUGUGUGUGUGUGGUUCUGCAAAACUGGGAAAGAGGAAAGGCAUUAAGAAAGAAGAAAUGGAAAUGAGAGAGAGAGAGAGAGAAAAAAGAGGAGAGAUUGAGAAGAAGCUGAAAGGAGUGAAAAGUAACAAUGAAACAGAGUGAGUGAGAGAGAGAGAGGGGGAGGUUGUUACUGGAAGAGAAAAAAAGAAAGGAUUGGUGCCUGCAACCAAGAGAGAUUGAAAGAUGAGGAAAUUACCGACAGGUGAUGCUACGGAGCAACGGUAGCUACUAAGUCUUAAUAACAUAUCACAUGACCAAUAGAUAAGAGAAGAAAAUGCAAUACUAUGCUUUCUUUUAUGUUAUGAUUAUCACUUGUCUUGUUUGUCUUUAUACAUAAAACAGGUUUAAGAAAAAUAUUGACAAAGAAACAGAAAA